Molecule: messenger RNA, 2553 nt
Organism: Micropterus dolomieu (smallmouth bass)
Lineage: Eukaryota; Metazoa; Chordata; Actinopteri; Centrarchiformes; Centrarchidae
Exons: 11
Coding region: 318-2210 (630 amino acids)
Biological process (GO): cytokine-mediated signaling pathway; immunoglobulin mediated immune response
Cellular component (GO): external side of plasma membrane
Molecular function (GO): protein binding; cytokine receptor activity
Source: RefSeq, a predicted model, not a curated record
UGUUACAUCUCUGAGUAUAACCCAGACAAAAAUGCUAUCAAAAUGACACAAAAAGGAGUCAACCAAAUUCUUCAUCUCUGCCUUUCUAGCCUGAGGGAGUAGCCAUCUUGUCCUGGCCCUAACUGGGCAUCAAAUGGAAUGAAACCAGUGCUUUGAAGCAGAUACUGAGCAGCAGCAUCAACAGGAUGAGAAUAAAGAGGAAGCAAUCGGUUACACAGUGAAACAAGAACAAUCCAUCAAAGGCCCACAUAUCCAAGUCACCGAGCUUUGGAAACCAACAAUCCUGUUAUUUUGAGAUGAGACUGAUAACGCGAUAAAUGGAGAGAAAUAAGAAAAACCCUCUGCUGUUUCUUCUUCUUGCUCUGCUUCAUGUCUGCACCACCAGAUCACAGGACUGUUGUAGCCUCCCAAAUAACAAUCUCACCUGCUACAGUGACUUUAAUCGUACCAUCACUUGUGUGUGGAACAGCACAUAUGUAUCUGACACUGAGUGCACAAUACACGCCAAAAAAGUCAAAGGUAGAUCUGUGUACAGUGCUUCCUGUGACCUGAAGCCUGUUGACAUCUCCAGACCAAUGCUAAAGAAGUGCUCCCUGGACUUCAUAGACGACUGGAUUUUUCAGACUAAAGAUGAGUUGUCCAUUAAUCUGAACUGUGUACCUGAGAAGCAAAGUUUGGAGAUAUGUUACAAGCCAGCUUGUCACAUUAAGCUGAAUCCACCGCCAAAACCAGAUGUCAACUCUACUGCAAUUUCUUGGUUCCCACAAGUUAACAAACAUGGAAGAAUAACAAGUUACAUCUCCCAACUACAGUGGAAACGAGAGGAUUGCUCAUGGAGUGAUCCCUCUGUGAAGACAGAAAAUAAAGAAUGGAACUGGAGCUUAACAGUGGCGCAGAUCCCUGACUCAGAUUUGCUGAUGGGGGAGAGGUACGAGGCACGUGUUCGAGUGCAAGGCAGGGAAAACUGGGCCAAGUCAACCUGGAGUGACUGGAGCCCCGUUGCAUCUUGGGAGUCCACCGUAGGAAAAACAAAACCAACAAUAGAUGGUACUGAAGUUUUAUUUGGCGUUGUUGCAGCUGUGCUCGCAUUUGCCGUCCUUCUGACUGUCGCUAAGACUGACAAAACUACCUGGAUUUACAUGGUAAAGAGAAUCAGCGGCCCACCCCUACCGAACCCAGCAAAGUCAUUCCUACAGGAUGUAAAUUUCCAGAAUUGGUUGAGCCCCCACUUCACCGGCGAAUCCUUGCAUUCCUUCUUGAAACCGGUGGAAAUUGUUUCUGUAGAGAUAACCUCCACUGUGGAUGCUGUUGCACCCUGUGGGCCAGAGGCGACACUACUAGAGAAGAUGAGAAGCAAAGGAAACCACGAGUCCGCCAGUUCCAACUUCUCCAACCCCAGUUACUCCCAGCUGUGUCCUCCUCCUCCUGUCUCCUCGCUCACUGCGGGAAAUCUGGAGCCCUGUGCCUCCGAUACACCUUAUGGGCCUGUUAGUAGUCAAGGUGAAGGUAAAAAUGAAGUGAAGGAUAGGGAUGAGGUGAGAGGGAAAGAAGUGGAGAUCCUACAGUUGCUCUCCAAAGGCAGCAACAACAGUGAGCCUAUGCCGGUAAUUUCAGACUAUGAGAAGGUUGAGAAGCUCCAGGUUGAGCGUGUCAGGCUACAGAGUCUAGAUUCAGGCAUGUGCAGUGGCGAGGAGGUCAGUCAAGAGAGCCUGGAGGCAGAUAGCAUCAGUAUGACUAAUUGCCAUGAUGAGGGACCUGAAGACAUGGAGGAGAGGCAGAAAGGGAAUGGAGAAGGAGGGUUUCAGAAGUUGUUUGGAGGCAAUGGAUUUGGCAAAUCCAUUCAGGUUUGUUCUGAUUACGAGCCAGUCCGGAAUCUGCAGAAUGACAGCCUUGAGCUCCCUAGCCUGGAUUCAGGCAUUAGCAGUGGGGGAGAGGAGCAGAUGAGUCAGGAGGAGAGCCUGGAGGACAUUGAUAAGUCCACUAAAUCUACAGGUCUCCUGUUUUCCCCUCUUUCACCUCCUUUUAGAGCCUUACCAUGUUCCUUGACCUCUUUCGCACCACUGCCUUUGAACUUCUCUGGGCCAUGUUUGAGUCCAGCUCAGCGACCUCUGCCAACUCAUAUACUAGAGAGGAUUGCUCUUAUAUCAACCAAUAGGUUAGUGGAGCCCUCUGGUGAUGGAUAUACGCCAGUAAGACAGGAAGAGAGCUGAAAACAGACAGAAAUCUCACAGUAAGUGCUGGACAUUACAGCAUGUGCAGGAUUCAUGAGAUCCCCAUCUCAGCCAAUGCGUUCUGUGUUUUUUGCUCGUCACAUGGACUGUUAACUUGAAUGCAACCAAAGGCCGCUCAACCGUGUUUGGUCAAUACUACUCGAAUUACAGUAACAGUAACCAGAAUGUUUCCGGUACCACAAUCCUAUCCCUUGCCUACAGAUUCGGUACAUAUGCACAUAUCUCCAUCCAUCCAUCCAUCCAUCUUCAUCCGCUUAUCCGGGUCAGGUCGAGGGGGCAGCAGCUCCAGCAGGGGACCCCAAACUUCUCUUUCCCCAGCCAC